Molecule: messenger RNA, 1528 nt
Organism: Alosa alosa (allis shad)
Lineage: Eukaryota; Metazoa; Chordata; Actinopteri; Clupeiformes; Clupeidae
Gene: mdh1b
Product: malate dehydrogenase 1B, NAD (soluble)
Exons: 9
Coding region: 18-1436 (472 amino acids)
Biological process (GO): oxaloacetate metabolic process; tricarboxylic acid cycle; malate metabolic process
Molecular function (GO): L-malate dehydrogenase (NAD+) activity
Source: RefSeq, a predicted model, not a curated record
GAACAGCUACAGGAAGCAUGGCAAGAUUUGUUGUUGCAGGCAAGGCAGAUUGCCCUCAUUAUGCAAAAGCAGAGCUUCUUGCAGACUUACUUCAGAGAAAGUUGCCCGACUUUCGUAUUCACAAAAUUUGUGUACAUCCAAAUGAAUGGAAGCAAUGGCUAGAGACGACUUGCCUUAGUAAUGGCUGGGAGCAUGAACACUCUCCUUUGGUGUGGAGAGAACUUAUUGAUAGAGGGGGGAAAGGAAUGCUUCUGGGUGGUUUCAGUGACUUCAUGGAACAUGUCCAGGGUUAUUAUGGAAUUACAUCAGACAUGACAACAGACUUGAUGCUGAAAAUUGCGAAAGAAAACCUUCAGACAAAGGAGCUAUUUAUGCAGGAGGAAGCACAAGGGCACAGCCUGCUUCAACCUCUACACAUUUGGAUAAACAGUGCCCUGCACCCAACAUGCUACAGCCUGAUCCCUCUGCUGUUUGACUCUGAAGUUUUCACCAGUGCUCCUCUAAUCAGCCUCCACCUCCUAGAUGUUGGAGGAAGUGAGGAGGCCUUGCAUGGAAUCAAAAUGGAGACUGAGGAUCUCUCCUCUCCACAGUUACACGAGAUCACUGUACACAAUUUCUUGGAUGAGUAUGUCUUUCACCAGGCUCAUUUUAUCAUCUUCCUCGAUGACUGGCCACCUGGGCAAGAAAAAGAGGGGCAAACAGAAGAAGUUGGUCGGGCGGUGAUGAAGAAAGUGGCCAAGAAUUUCCAGAAUUAUGGAAAACUCAUUGAUUCAAGGGCACAUAAAAACGUGCGAGUGAUGGUUGUUGGGGACUCUUUCAUCAAUCUGAAGUGUUCUUUACUUCUGGAGAAUGCACCUUCUGUGGACUCUAGUCACUUUGUUGCCAUGGGAACUCAGCUGGAGUAUGAAGCAAGGGCACAGAUAGCAAAGAAGCUCGGUGUCACAUCAGCAGAUGUGACAGAUGUCAUCAUAUGGGGAAAUAUCAGUGGCAGCUUCCAUGUGGAUCUUCAAAGAGCAAGGGUGUUCCGAUAUGAAGGUGCCAUUUAUAGACCUCCCAACUUUUCUCAGCCACUUCUGGAAAUGUCAAAUAACAGAAAAAAAUUUGAGACUGAUAUUAUGAGCUUGCUGAGUUUACAUCGCUCCAUGGUAACCUCAAAGACUGAAAGAGCUGCAGCCAUGUCAGCAACAAAUGGGGUAUGCGCCAUCCUGAAGGCCUGGAACAAUAAUUCCUCUCCUAAAGAGGUUUUCUCUUUGGGAAUAAUCAGCAGAGGAGAGUACAAUGUUCCUAAAGGCCUAGUGGUUUCAAUGCCUGUAGUCUUCAGUUGUGGACAGUGGUCUGUUGUACCCAAUUUGGCUAUUUCUGAUGAACUGAGGAUCAGAAUUGAGGACUCAAUCAGUCAGCUGAAAACAGAGAAAGAAAACACCGUAUGCAGUUAAACAUUUGCUGGGACACCUCCAUGAUGAGACCUUGAAUACCCGGCAGAACAGAGCUGGUUAAUGUUUGUAAUAAACAAGCUUAUCAGAUUUCA